GAGCCUUGAGGAGAGACUAUGGGGGACUGGAACCUGCUGGGCAGCAUCUUGGAGGAAGUACAUGUCCACUCCACCAUCGUAGGAAAGAUCUGGCUCACCAUCCUCUUUAUCUUCCGCAUGCUGGUGCUGGGAGUGGCGGCCGAGGACGUGUGGGACGAUGAACAGAGCGAGUUCAUCUGCAACACGGACCAGCCGGGCUGCAAGACCGUCUGUUACGACCAGGCCUUCCCCAUCUCCCUCAUCCGCUUCUGGGUCCUGCAGAUCAUCUUCGUGUCCUCGCCCUCCCUCGUCUACAUGGGCCACGCGCUCUACCGCCUGCGCGCCCUGGAGAAGGAGAGGCACCGGAGGAGGGUCCAGCUGAAGGCAGAGCUGGGGGAGACGGAGGCGCUGGUGGAGGAGCACAAGCGCAUUGAGAAGGAGUUGAAGAGGCUGGAGGAGCAGAGGAAGGUGAAGAAGGCUCCACUGAGAGGGUCCCUGCUGCGGACGUACGUCAUUCAUAUCCUAACACGCUCCGUGGUGGAGGUGGGCUUCAUCAUGGGCCAGUAUAUCCUGUAUGGCAUUGGACUGGAACCUCUUUAUAAAUGCGAGAGGAUGCCUUGCCCCAACAGCGUGGACUGUUACGUGUCCAGGCCCACGGAGAAAACAGUGUUCAUGGUGUUCAUGAUCGUCAUUGCCGGGGUGUCUCUCUUCCUGAACCUCCUGGAGAUAUCCCACCUGGGCAUCAAGAAAAUCAAACAGACUCUGAAGGGAGACAAGUACCCAGCAGACAACGACAGUUUGAUUUAUAAGCCGAAGAAGAAAGCGAUGAUACAGCAACUGUGUGUGAUGAGGAAACUGUCUUCUCACAACGGGCCGCUGACUCAGACCAUCUUCAAAGUCAUUCCUGAGGAGGAUCUGAACCCAAUGGACCCACCUCCCCACUACAUACCUAACCACGAGGUGCCCAGGCACAACAGCGUGGCUCCAGGCCAGUACCUGGCCAACUGCACUGGCCUCCAGCCCCAUCAGCACUACCAGCAGCAGCAGCAGCAGCUCCAGCAACGUCAGCCCAGCCAAGGGAUGAUCCAGACCCUGCACCUCCAGGGAGCCCCAGAGAACCACACCACCACCAUGGUUGACCAGCACCCUCCAGCCUACGGAGGAGUUUUCUUGAAUGGAGACAGUGGGCCCAGGAACCUGCAGGGUCAGCCGAACCAUAAGGACCCCAAUUUACACCCUCAAGACCACUACCAGCCCAGCCACAUGGAAGUAGUACAUGUGCCUAUUGCAACACACAGACCCAGCAUCAUGACAACACACAGACCAAGCUUGGCUCCAAGGGACAUAGACCUGGAGGAAGAUAGGAGGAAAUCAAUGGGCAGCGACUUCCUCUUGCCUAACCCAGGAAGGAAGCAAAGCUUCAUGACACGUAUGCCCUCUGAGAGCAUGUCCACCAUCAGUGACUGCAGCAGCAACUCUCUACGGACAUCUGACUCUGAACUGGGCGACAUGGGGGACAUGCCCAUGAUGCCACCCCCUGGAAGGAGAAUGUCAAUGGCAAGUAGAGCCAAGAGACAGGCAGCCUCUGACCUAGUGGUUUAG
This is a messenger RNA of Oncorhynchus mykiss (rainbow trout), 1581 nucleotides long. RefSeq names its product gap junction alpha-10 protein-like. The record is from RefSeq and is a predicted model, not a curated record. Gene Ontology annotation, biological process: cell-cell signaling. Gene Ontology annotation, molecular function: gap junction channel activity. NCBI's taxonomy places the organism in Eukaryota, Metazoa, Chordata, Actinopteri, Salmoniformes, Salmonidae. Gene Ontology annotation, cellular component: connexin complex.